Messenger RNA from Ochotona princeps (American pika), 1473 nucleotides. RefSeq names its product actin like 10 (gene ACTL10). The transcript has a single exon. The coding region runs from base 223 to 1374 and encodes 383 amino acids. NCBI's taxonomy places the organism in Eukaryota, Metazoa, Chordata, Mammalia, Lagomorpha, Ochotonidae. The record is from RefSeq and is a predicted model, not a curated record.
CUGAGCCAGGAGUUAGAACCCAGAGGCAGCCACAAGCUGUGGUAGCCUGGCUGGAGUCAAGACUGACAGCGGGGGCCAGAAGCGGGCCCCCAGCUCAGGAGGGGAAGCAAGCUUGGGCUGACAGACAGCCAUUCGGGUACCAAGAGGAGGGACUCGGAAGGCAGAGCCAAGAGGUGAAAGUUGGACGGGGGCCCUGAGGGAGCGCCCAGCUGAACCCCAAAGAUGGCUGCAUCGUCUCGGAGCCGCCGGGCCCGCCGGCCGCCCUCCCCUGGGCACAUCGCAGUAGUGGUGGACCAUGGCUCAGGCUUUGCCAAGGCGGGCUUCGCGGGCGAGAGCCAGCCGCGCGUCGUGCUCAAGAGUUCCAGCCUGGUACCCAGCUGGGACCGGCCCGUAAGACCCGGAGCGCCGGGCUGCGAGCUGGCAGGUGGCGUGGCGCGCGCACACCCCAUCAAGCACGGCGUGAUCGUGGACUGGGAGGCGCUGGAGGGGCUGUGGGAGCGCCUGCUGGUGGGCGGCCUGCACGUGUGCCCGGAGCAGUGGCCCAUGCUGGUGAGCGACUCGCCGUCCGCACCACCUGCAGGCCGGGAGAAGGUGGCCGAGCUGCUGUUCGAGACCCUGGCAGUCCCUGCGUGCCACGUGGCUAGCACGGCGCGGCUGGCCCUCUGCUCCGCAGGCGUGCUGAGCGGGCUGGCUGUGGAGGCAGGAGCGGGUGUGUGCAAUGCCACACCCAUCUAUGCAGGCCACUCGUGGCAAGAGGCCACUUUCCGGCUGGACGUGGCCGGCAGCACCUUGUCCCGCUAUCUACGGAACAUGCUGCUGUCAGCGUGCCCCGACCUGCGACCGCAGGCACUGUCCCGCAAGGCCGUCACGCAGUUCAAGAAGCACUGCUGCUACGUGUCGCUGGACUUCGAGGCAGAUCUCCGCGACCCUAGCCGCCACUUCCCAGCCAGUUUCUGCAUGGGCGAUGGGUGCGCCCUCAGCCUGGGCAGCGAACGCUUCCGCUGCCCAGAACCCAUCUUCCAGCCAAGUCUGCUGGGCCAGACUGAGCCAGGCCUGCCCACACUGGCCUUCCGGGCCCUGCAAAAGCUGCCGGCCACACUGCGGACACAGCUGGCUGACACAGUGGUACUGGCUGGUGGCUCCACGCUAUUCCCUGGCUUUGCUGAGCGCCUGGACUUGGAGCUGGAGGCGCAGUGCCGGCGACAUGGCUACGGUGCCUUGAGGCCCCGCCUGGUGGCCAGGCCUGGACGUGGCACAGCCGUGUGGACAGGUGGCUCCAUGGUGGCCUCCUUGCACUCCUUCCAACGCCGCUGGAUGACCCAGGCCAUGUACCAGGAGUACGGCCCUGGACUGGUGCAUGAGGUGUUCAACUGAGUGGAACUGUGUAUAGGCGUUCUCCCAAGAAGGGGCAUCAUGGAUGCUGGGCCAGCCAUGCUACAGCUCCUCAGAGGCUUGACACUCCAGAGAAUAAAG